AUGGAACUUACGGAUAACUUUGAAGUUAUAUUAACUUCUCCUCACUAUCCAGCAUUUUUAGAACAUUCCAUAAAGUUAUUUCUCAAAGUUCUUCAAGAAAGUCCUCCUUUAUUUGUGUCAGAAUACAAUUUGCAACAAGUAAGAAAACAAAUAUUAGAAAUGAUAUAUUUGUUACCGGCUAAUGAGCAAUUAAGGCCAUAUGUAAAACAAAUAUUGACAUUAAUGCUAAAAUUGUUAGAAAUUGAAAAUGAGGAGAAUGUAUUAGUUUGCCUUAGGAUAAUUAUUGAAUUACAUAAGCAAUACAGGCCUCAAUUUAAUUCAGAAAUUCAGCAAUUUUUGCAGUUUGUAAAAUCAAUUUACAAAGAUUUACCAUCUCACAUGAAUAAAAUAUUUGAGCCAAAACCAAUAAUUAAAGUGAAAGAAUUAACAGAGAUUGAUAUUGAAAGCAUGUUAGUUGACACUUAUACAGUUACAGUCAUUCAAACAGAUAACAAAACUCCGGAUGGCAGUGUAAUAUCUUAUAAUUUAAUACCGAAAGGAGUGUUAUCUUUAAAAGUCUUACAAGAACUACCGAUUAUUGUGGUUUUAAUGUAUCAGUUAUAUAAGCAAAAUGUUCAGCAAGAUUUAACAGAUUUUAUACCUUUAAUAAUGUCUACAAUAACACUUCAGCCAUCAUCUCAACAACGAAAUAAUCCACUUUUUAAUAAAGAAAUAUUUGUGGAUUUUAUGGGAGCUCAAAUUAAAACUCUCUCAUUUUUAGCUUACAUAAUUCGAGUUUUUCAAGAAUUGGUGGCUCAACAUUCACAUUCUAUGGUAAAAGGAAUGUUGGGACUCCUUCAACUUUGUCCAAUGGAAGUUGUACACCUCAGGAAAGAACUUUUAAUUGCUGCUAGACACAUUUUAGCAACUGAUUUAAGAUCUAAAUUUGUACCUUAUAUGGAGCAUUUAUUUAAUGAAGAUAUUUGGCUUGGUAGGGGUUGGACAACUAGAGAAUCGCUAAGACCUUUAGCUUACAGUACUUUAGCUGAUCUUGUUCAUCAUGUUCGUCAAAUGCUUCAGCUCAAUGAUUUAGAUAAAGUGAUACAUUUGUUUUCAAAAAAUGUUCAUGAUGAUUCUGUUCCGACUUGUAUUCAAACAAUGUCUUGCAAAUUAUUACUCAAUUUGGUCGAUUGCGUCAGGUGCCGCAGUGAAAACGACAACGGAAGAGGAAGAGAAUUGUUAAUGAGAAUGCUUCAAGUUUUUGUUUUGAAAUUUAAAACCAUAUCGAAAUUACAAUUACCGUUUUUAAUGAAUAAAUGCAAGAAUCAACAACAAGGUAAUUCUCAAUAUCCAACAUCUAAUUCAUCUCAAACUAACUCUCAAUCUGGGUCGGAAGUAAAAAAUGAAGAUCAAAAGUUACCACUAUCGGAAUCUGGAGGAACGGCGGAGAAAUCAAAGUUUGGUUUUCCAACAUCUCAAGCUCAAAAUUAUUUAGUUGCCGAUUGUAGAAGUCUUGUUAAAACUUUAGUUUGCGGUGUGAAAACAAUAACUUGGGGAAUAGCUUCUUGCAAAUCAAUUUCGACGGAAGGAGUCGUAGUUCCCAACAAGCAGUUUCAUCCGAAAGAAACUUUGGUUUACAUUAGCCUUGUAAAAUGGGCCAUGCAAGCGCUUGAUAUAUAUACAUUAAAUGUUAAUCCUUCUGGUGGUACGUUUCCACAUAUUUCUCCGCGCGUACCAUCGCCGCAGUCUGUUCGAACAAAAGAAGAGAAAGAAGUUUUAGAAUAUUUUGCCGGAGUUUUCUCUAGCAUGGCUCCGCAAACUUUUCACGAAAUAUUUUCUACUACGAUUGAUUAUUUAGUAGAAAGGAUAUACAGAAAUUAUGCUCUACAAAUAGUGGGAAAUUCGUUUUUAGCGAAUCCUUCAACUUCUUCAAUAUUUGCGACAAUUUUAGUGGAAUACUUACUCGAUAGAAUGGAAGAAAUGGGAAGCAAUCUGGAAAAAAGUAACUUAUAUCUAAAAUUAUUUAAAUUAGUUUUUGGAAGUGUUAGUUUAUUUCCAACUGAGAACGAACAAAUGUUAAGACCACAUUUGCAUCAAAUCGUCAAUAGAUCGAUGGAAUUAGCAAUGAGCGCCAAAGAACCUUAUAAUUAUUUUUUGUUACUUCGAGCUUUAUUUCGUUCCAUUGGCGGUGGCUGUCACGAUUUAUUGUAUCAAGAAUUUUUGCCUUUACUACCGAACUUAUUACAAGGACUUAAUUCAUUGCAAAGCGGAUUGCAUAAACAACACAUGAAGGACUUAUUUGUCGAACUUUGUUUAACAGUACCGGUACGCUUGAGCUCUUUACUGCCGUACUUACCGAUGCUUAUGGAUCCUUUAGUGUCAGCUCUUAAUGGAUCUCACACUCUGAUUAGUCAGGGUUUGCGAACUUUAGAACUUUGCGUCGACAACCUUCAGCCAGACUUUUUGUACGAUCACAUUCAACCUGUUAGAGCUGAUCUUAUGCAAGCUUUAUGGCGAACUUUGAGAAAUCCUCAAGAUCAAGUUGCUCACGUAGCUUUUCGGGUGCUUGGAAAAUUUGGAGGUGGAAAUAGAAAAAUGAUGAUUGAACCUCAAAAAUUAGAAUAUAAUGACGUAUCAAAUCAAAGACCAUCAAUUGUAAUUUAUUUUCAAGACUAUGCGGAUCCGAUUGAUUUACCAGUAUCGAAAGUGAUUGAUACAGCCAUGACUGCUCUUAAAACUAGUACAAGCGAUCCGUUUUAUAGAAGGCAAGCAUGGGAGGUAAUCAGAUACUUUCUAGUGGCUUCUAUUCAAUUACAAGAUAAAAAAUCAGCACUUCAAACGUUAUUUUCACAUCCAAGUUUUUACGAUGGUAACAUUGCUUCACAUCAUCCGAGUCCUAUUUAUAAGCUUACUGAUAAUCACUCGCGUGACACUCAUCAGGUCGCAUUGACUGGAAUGUUCGUCGCCGCUGCUAUUAAAGAACUCAGACAGUUUGUUUUGCCCACAAUGGUUGCAGUUGUGCGACAUUAUACUAUGGUUGCCAUAGGACAACAAGCUGGCCCAUUUGCAAUCACGGGCAGAAAAUUUAAGCUUUCCGGAAUGGAUGCCCUUGUACUUAUCGAUUCUUUGGUUACAAUUAUGGGUCAUGAAGAAAAAGAAUUAUGCAAACCUGGGCACUUAGCACUGGUGUUAAUCUUAGAAACCGCGACGACGAUUUUGGGCUCUAAAGAAAGAGCGUGUCAACUACCUUUAAUGGAAUAUUUAUCUGAAAGAAUGUGUUCUUUAUGUUACGAACGUGCUUGGUACGCAAAAUAUGGAGGAUGUUUAGCCAUUAAGCUUUUGUUCGAAAGAAUGGCUAUGAAAUGGGUGUACGACCAUCUAUUUGUUUUUCUAAGAGCUUUAUUAUUUGUCAUGAUGGAUUUAACUGGCGAAGUUUCUACUGGAGCAAUCGAUAUGGCCAAAGCGAACUUGGAGAAAUUACUAACGGUAUGUGCAACGCCUAUAGAAAGCAAUGGCUCAAACGAAGAAUUAAUAAAUGCCCAAAAGAAAAGUUUAUACGAUGUCACACACGAAUUAGUACGUUUGGUAACCGGAUCUAACACUUUAGUGCGCCAACAAGCAAUGAAUUCUUUAACAUUACUUGCGAAAAUCCAAAAUAAAACCGUUACCGAAGUCAUGGAACCUCAUAGAGAAGUUUUGGCCGAUAUGGUACCUCCUAGAAAGCAUUUAUUACGUCAUCACGCCGUAAAUGUUCAAAUCGGAAUAAUGGAGGGAAACACGUUUUGUACAACUCUGAACCCGAGAUUAUUUACAAUUGAUUUAAAUAUCAUGGAACACAAAGUUUUUUUCCACGAAUUGAUGUCUCUUUGUGAAGCCGACGAAAAUAUUUUGGUGAAAUAUCCUUGUUACAAACCAUUAACUAAUUUGGUUCAACUAAGACAAUGCGCACUUCGAGCUUUAUCUUCUUAUCAUUAUAUUCCGAAUUAUCGAGAAAAAAUAUUUAACGUUUUGUAUCGAGCUUUGGAAAAACCCGAAUCUCAAAAGGUUGCUUUUGAAUGCAUGCAAAAUUUCAUCGCGGGUUCUAAAAUUGACAACGAGGUUGUUCGGGGAGUCAUGAGACCUUUACUUUUAACAUUAGGAGAUUAUAGAAACUUAAAUUUAAAUAAUACUAAGAGGUUGUAUCAAUUAACAAAAUUAUUUCCGGCUACUUUUAAUGAAAAGUUUUGCGAACAACUUUUACAACAUUUAAAAAAGCUACAAGAAGUAGCGGCAACAACUCUGAAAAAUAUAUCUAAAAAUGGGGAAAACGAGCAAAAAAUUGCCACACUCAUUAGUAUAUUUCAUCAAAUUCCGGCAGCAUCGCCAAAAUUUUGCGAAGGUCUCUGCCGAUUAGUUUUACAAACUGAGAAGAGUUUAAGCAUAGAAGCGAGUUCUCCUUUUCGGGAACCUUUGCUGAAAUUUCUUUUAAAAUAUCCUCAAGAAACAAUAAACGAUUUAUUUUUAAAUGAUAAUAUAAAGGAUCCGCAAUGGUCGAGAUUUUUACAAUAUUUAAUAAAACAUAAAGAAGGAAAAUCCUUUAGAGAAGUUUUACAAAACAAUCCGGGAAAAUUAAUUAAUUUAGUUACGGCCGUUUCUCAAAGGACGAACAAUUGGACGACAAGUGAAAAAUACGAAGUCCAGUUUCAAGGAAUAAGAAUAAUAUCAUUGUUGAUAAAAUAUGACGAACAAUGGCUUUCGUGUCAACGUGAACUCGUUCAAGCAUUAAAAGAUCUUUGGUGUAGCGAACAGUACCACGAGCAUCACCGAGAAGUGGAUUCCGUUGAUUUCGUUCACUGGAAAGAACCCAAACUUUUGGUUAAAAUUUUAUUACAUUAUUUUUGUCAUCACCCUACCGAAGUUGAUUUACUUUUUCAUUUGUUGCGGGCAACUUGUGAAAGAUACAUUCCUGAUUUUCAAUUUUUGAGGGAUUUUUUGGAAACGACGGUCGCUCAAAACUACACCGUCGAAUGGAAACGAUCUGCAUUUUUCCGCUUCGUCGAAGAGUUUCAAAAUCCAAACAUGUCUCAAGAACUGAAAUCAAAAAUACUUCAGUUGGUAUUGAUUCCCUGUUUCGCGAUUGGCUUUGAAAGAGGAGAAGGAGAAAAACUUGUGGGAAGUCCAGUGUCUCCAGAUCAAGACAAUCCAGAUAAUAUUGUAUCCGUAUUUAUAAACAAAGUGAUUGAUCCUGAAAACCCUUUUGGAAACACCGAUGCCGUACGUAUUCUUUUACUUCAGUUUUCUUGUCUCCUGGUAGAACAAGCUUCGCCUCACAUACAUAAUGUAUUGAACAAAAGACAAGGACAAAAAUUAAGGCGUUUAAUGACGUUUGCCUGGCCUUGCUUAUUGGGUAAAAAUUGCGUAGAUCCUUCGACAAGGUAUCACGGGCAUUUGCUUCUCUCUCAUAUAAUUGCCAAAUUUGCUAUUCAUAAGAGAAUCGUGUUGCAAGUAUUUCACAGUCUUUUAAAAGCCCACGCAAUGGAAGCACGAGCCGUUGUUAGACAAGCAUUAGAAAUUUUAACCCCUGCCAUGCCACACCGAAUGGAGGAUGGAAACACCAUGUUGACUCAUUGGACUAAAAAAAUUAUAGUGGAAGAAGGUCACAAUAUGCAACAAUUAUUUCACAUUUUGCAGCUUGUUGUGAAGCAUUAUAAAGUUUACUAUCCCGUAAGACACCAUCUAUUGCAACACAUGAUACAAUCUAUUCAAAAAAUGGGAUUUAAUCCAGCUGCAACCAUCGAUCAGAAAAAGCUUGCCGUCGAAUUAGCAGAAGUUAUAAUCAAGUGGGAAUUGGAAAGAAUCAAAGAUGAAAGUGAAGGCCAAGAAAUUACGACGAACCCUUCUACGGGAGCCGUGAAAAAAACCUGUCCGGAUGAUAAUCAAGAACAGCACAGAAAGCGACUGGCUACGGGAAACGUCACCCCGACUCAUUUUGCGACGUUUGUUCCAAAAGUAGAUCCCAGCAGUUCGAAACCAAUAGAAAAGCAUCACGCAGAUGCAAUUUUAAAUUUUUUACUAAGAUUAGCUUGUCAAGUCAAUGAUCAAAGUUCGGCCGUAGGGUCUCAGGGAGAAUUGCUGUCUAGGAGAUGCGUGGCACUUUUGAAAAUGGCCAUGAAACCGGAUUUAUGGCCUCAACCGUGGGACCUCAAACUGGCUUGGCUAGAUAAAAUUUUCAUAAAUAUUGAAUCUCAAAAUCCAAAUUACGGAAAUAUUUGCACGGCGCUAGAGUUGCUAACGUUUCUUUUAGGAGUUAUGAAAAAAGAACAAAUAUUGGCGAGCAUAAAACCUUUACAAAAAGGUUUAGCCGUGUGUGUUACAUCUCCCAGUUCAAAAGUCAUACGUUUGGUACACGCCUUUUUAGCGAAAUUAAUGUUAAUUUUUCCUACCGAGCCCCCCGCAUCAACUGUCGCAUCUAAAUAUGAAGAACUUGAGUGUUUGUAUGCUUGCAUAGGAAAAUUUGUUUUUGAGGGAUUGGCCAAUUAUGAAAAAAGUCCUAGUGCGAGUCCUAGUACGCUUUUUGGGACGUUAAUGAUUCUAAAAGCGGCUUGCGUGAGUAAUCCCGCUUAUAUAGAUCGACUAAUAACUCCUUUUAUGAGAGUUUUACAAAGAAUGCAUAAGGAACAUAUUCAAGCAACUGAUUCGAAUCCCGUCGCUACAGAAUUGUUAAUUGUAAGUUUGGAUUUAGUAAAAAACCGCUUGGGCGGAAUGGGUAGCGACAUGAGAAAAGGAUUUAUCGGAACCGUUUUAGUUAAACUUAUCGAAGGUACAAGAGAUGUUAAAGUGAUGAAAGCAAUUACCAAAAUGUUAGACGAAUGGAUCAAGAACCAACCCUCCACUGCGAUUAAUACGCAAAACGUUCGAGAAUCGAGUCCGUUUCCGGUUCUCAGGGAAAAAUCAAUUUUACUCGUCAAAUUGAUGACUUACGUAGAAAGAAAUUUUCCAGAUGAUGCCGAAUUGAACGCUCAGUUCUUGGAAAUUGUCAAUUACGUCUACAGGGAUCCCGUUCUUAAAGAAUCAGAAUUGAGUACAAAAUUGGAACCGGCAUUUUUACAGGGUUUACGUUGCGUUCAACCACAAAUCCGAGCUAAAUUUUUUGAAAUAUUUGACAACUCAAUGAAAAGAAGACUUUACGACCGGUUGCUUUACUUGGUGUGUUCUCAAAAUUGGGAAGCCAUCGGUCCUCAUUAUUGGAUAAAACAAUGUAUAGAAUUAAUAUUUGUCACCGCGGUACCAACGACUCAAAUUCAAUUGUCGUCUGCCAAAUCUCUUCUACCCAGUAUUACCUCCAUAAUUGAACUCGGUGAUGCUAGUGAUAAAAAAAUUUACGACGUGUAUGCCAGUAUGAAAAGUGAACUCAGCGAGGCUACAGAAAGUCCAGAAUCGCAUGAAAAUAAUGAUGAUUUGGACAUGGAAUUUAACGGUACCAGCGGUGAAACAUCCACUAAAAAGGAAGAAACUCCUCAGUCAAACAGAAAAGCCGCCCUCAUGCAACUUAUCGCGAGGCAAUCAAAAUUUUUAGACACAGUAAGAGAAAUUAAAACAUUUCAUUUUUUAUUAGCGACAGCACAGUUAUGUCACAUGGACACGAAUUUAGCAGAACGGGUUUGGUUGGAUGUUUUUCCUAGAAUCUGGUCGAUGUUAAGCGAACGGCAAAGAAGUACGCUGCAAAGUGAAAUAGUUCCUUUUAUAUGUAGUGGAGCUCACGAAAUACAAAAAGACUGUCAACCCAGUGCUCUAAAUACAUUUAUAGAAGCUUUGUCAAGAUGUAAUCCUCCGAUUCCGAUUCGUCCCUCUCUUAUGAAAUAUUUAGGAAAAUCUCACAAUUUAUGGCAUAGAAUGACUCUUAAUUUGGAACAAUUGGCAUUGGAGCAAGGAAAUGUUGAAGUCAUGCGUUCGCGUAAUGUUGAUUGUUACGAUUUUGAGCCCAUUUCUUCUCCUCAGCAAGAGGUUUUAGAUAGUUUAUCCGAAAUGUAUUCUUGUUUAUGCGAACAAGAUAUGUGGGCUGGAUUGUGGCAAAAACAUGCGCGAUAUUGUCAAACGAACAUAGCAAUAGCAUCGGAGCAACAAGGUUUUUUUGAAAACGCUCAAUCAACUUAUGAAAUGGUCAUGGCUAAUUCGAGAGAAGAUUUUAGUUCAACUCCAGCUCCCAGCAGUCUUAGAAGUGAAUAUGCAUUAUGGGAAAAACAUUGGAUUAGAUGUUCAAAAGAACUCAAUCAAUGGGACAUAUUGUUGGAAUACGGAAAUAGCAGAGGUUCUAUUAAUCCGUUUUUAGUUCUUGAAAGCUCUUGGAGAAUUCCAAAUUGGAAUCUAAUGAAAGAUGCUCUAAUUCAAGUGGAGCAAAUUUGUCCCAAAGAAUUAGUUUGGAAAGUGGAACUUUACAAAGGAUUUUUAAAUAUAUGCAGUCCUGACGAUGCUCAACACGGUCAAGCAAAUAUAGAAAAGUGUGUAGAAAAAGCAAGUGCCAGUUGCAUGAGGGAAUGGAGAAGAUUACCUCACAUAGUGUCUCACAUUCAUUUACCUCUUUUGCAAGCUGCUCAGCAAAUUAUGGAACUGCAAGAAGCAGCUCAAAUUCAUCAGGGUUUGACUCACAGUCGGUCGAGUGGAAGUUCUUUACACGAUAUGAAGGCCAUCGUGAAAACUUGGAGAAAUCGUUUGCCUGUUAUAGCUGAUGAUCUGAGUCAUUGGAGUGAUAUAUUUACUUGGCGCCAGCAUCACUAUCAGUUCAUAGCAUCACAUUACGAUUCUCAACACGACCAAUCGGUCAAUCACAGCAUGUUAGGCGUGCACGCGUCUGCUCAAGCAAUUAUUCAUUUUGGUAAAAUAGCAAGAAAGCAUAACUUAACCGGAGUAUGCCUCGGAUCGUUGUCUCGCAUAUACACUAUUCCAAGCGUACCUAUAGUAGAUUGCUUUCAAAAAAUAAGACAACAAGUGAAAUGUUAUCUUCAAAUGUCUACCGUAUCCGGCAAAAAUGAGCUUCAGCAAGGAUUAGAAGUCAUUGAAUCAACAAAUUUAAAGUAUUUCACGAAGGAAAUGACGGCAGAAUUUUAUGCUUUGAAAGGAAUGCUUUUAGCUCAAAUAGGGCGUUCCGAUGAUGCUAACAAAGCUUUUUCUGCUGCCGUACAGAUGCAUGACACUCUAGUAAAAGCUUGGGCUUUAUGGGGAGACUAUUUAGAACAAAUAUUUACGAAUGACUUUUCCAACAUCAGUUACGGCGUGCAAGCCAUUACUUGUUUUUUACAUGCUUGUAGACAUCAAAACGAAUCAAAGUCUAGAAAAUAUCUUGCAAAAGUUCUUUGGCUUUUAACUUACGACGACGAAGAAUUUUCUUUGGUUCAAGCUCUGGACAAAUACUCGGUUGGAGUUCCUCCGAUUCAGUGGUUACCCUGGAUACCACAAUUACUAACUUGUUUAGUUAGAGAAGAAGGAAAGUUAAUACUUAAUUUGAUCAGUCAAGUUGGCAGAAUAUUUCCUCAAGCAGUAUAUUUCCCUUUGAGAACUUUAUAUUUAACAUUAAAAAUUGAGCAGAGGGAACGACAAUCAACCGAAACGAAUCCUAUUCGUGCCACUCCUUCAAUGUGGAGAUGCUCCAGAAUCAUGCACAUGCAGCGCGACGUCCAUCCUACCGUUUUAUCUUGCCUAGAAGGAAUGGUAGAUCAGAUGGUUUGGUUUCGCGAAAAUUGGUACGAAGAAGUAUUAAGACAGUCGAAGCAAGGAUUGGCAAAAUGCUAUGCUAUUGCUUUUGAAAAGCGAGGAUGCGUAGCCGAAGCUACCAUUACUCCUCACACGUUAAAUUUUGUUAAAAAACUGGUGUCUACGUUUGGCAUUGGUAUAGAAAAUAUAAACAGUUCCGUAAAUUUCACAUCGAGUUCCGCUGCAUCUGAAAGUCUGGCUAGAAGAGCUCAGGUAACGAUUCAAGAUCCCGUUUUUCAACGUAUGAAAUGUCAAUUUACGACAGAUUUUGAUUUUACAUUACCUGGUGCUACGAAAUUACAAAAUUUAAUUGAGAAAUUAAAAAAAUGGAUUGCAGUCUUACAGACGAAAACGAAAAUGCUUCCAAAAUCAAUUUUGAUCGAAGAAAAAUGUAGGUUUUUAUGUAAUUUUAAUCAGCAAACGGCCGAAAUUGAAUUGCCCGGUGAAUUUCUUUUGCCCAAACAUUCUCAUUAUUUCGUUAAAAUAUCCCGAUUCAUGCCCAGAGUGGACAUAGUUCAAAAGCACAACACGGCAGCCAGACGAUUAUACAUAAGAGGUCACAACGGUAAAGUUUAUCCUUACUUGGUCGUCAACGAUUCUUACAUCGGAGAUGCAAGAAGAGAAGAAAGAGUUUUGCAACUCUUACGAAUGCUCAAUCAUUAUUUGGGUAAACAAAAAGAAACGAGCAGCAGAUUCCUUCACAUAACGGUACCCAGAGUGGUGGCGGUAUCACCCCAAAUGAGAUUGGUCGAAGAUAAUCCUGCGUCCAUUUCGUUACACGACAUAUAUAAAGAAAAUUGUGCCAAGAGAGCCAUCGACCACGACGCUCCGAUAGCUCGCUAUUACGAAAGACUUCAAAAUGUACAAACGGCCGGCGUGCAACCGGGUCAUCACAUCUUAAAAGAGAUAUUCAAAGAAGUACAAAGAAACAUGGUUCCGAAACACAUGCUCAAGGAUUGGGCUUUGCAAACGUUUUCAUCGACGACCGAUUAUUGGACAUUUAGAAAAAUGUUCAUGUUGCAACUCUCACUUGCUUGUUUCGUCGAGUACAUAUUUCAUUUGACAAGGUUAAAUCCGAACAUGAUGUACAUUCACAAGGAUUCGGGUCUCGUAAACGUUUCUUAUUUUAAAUUUAACAUUGACAACGCAUCCACCGAUUUGGAUCCCAAUCAUCCGGUACCGUUUCGAUUGACUCCGAAUUUAACGGAAUUGAUAAGCACGAUAGGGGUCAAGGGUCCUCUGACGGCUUGCGGAAUCGCUUGCGCUCGAUGUUUGGUUCAACCGAGUUUUAAAGUGAAAACGAUUUUACGAGCAAUUUUACGAGACGAAAUGAUAUACAAGCAAAAAACGCAGGGAGACAGACCACAGGAAAAUGUUUCUCUUCCCGCACCGGAUGUUGAAGGGAAAAUAAUUAUCGACAACGUGACGAGAUCCGUGAGUUUAAUAUUUUCAAGGUUGAAUAAUUUGGCAAAAUUUGAAGGUACGGAAAGUAAAAUGGGAGCGUUGGUAGCCGUUAGUACGAACGAAGACAAUCUUUGCAGAACGGAUCCAGCUUGGCAUCCUUGGUUGUAA
This is a messenger RNA of Pediculus humanus corporis (human body louse), 11277 nucleotides long. RefSeq names its product transformation/transcription domain-associated protein, putative. Bases 1 to 11277 code for a protein of 3758 amino acids. The record is from RefSeq and is a predicted model, not a curated record. Gene Ontology annotation, cellular component: NuA4 histone acetyltransferase complex; nucleus; SAGA complex. Gene Ontology annotation, molecular function: protein binding; transcription coregulator activity. NCBI's taxonomy places the organism in Eukaryota, Metazoa, Arthropoda, Insecta, Psocodea, Pediculidae. Gene Ontology annotation, biological process: regulation of DNA-templated transcription; DNA repair. The transcript is spliced from 2 exons.